This is a messenger RNA of Cyprinodon variegatus (sheepshead minnow), 7264 nucleotides long. RefSeq lists its product as uncharacterized. The transcript has 6 exons. The record is from RefSeq and is a predicted model, not a curated record. NCBI's taxonomy places the organism in Eukaryota, Metazoa, Chordata, Actinopteri, Cyprinodontiformes, Cyprinodontidae. Bases 385 to 2355 code for a protein of 656 amino acids.
UGCAGAGACACUGUAGGGGGAAGGGGAGGAAGACGCUGUUUCCUCACCUCCAUCCCUCUCUCAGUUCAUCAUCAGUUUCUCUCCUGUUCAGGUCAGGCAGGGUUGAUCUAACAGGAUGGACCUACAGUCCACCGACUGGAGCUGCUGGAGCUGCUAUUUACCAAACAGCACCAUGGGAGCUGGAGUCCCCCGGGGGUGCAGCAGAACAGCUGAUCUGCUGAGGAUUGUGGGUCAGCAGAGUUGGAAGAUGUGAGCUGGUGGGCGGGCGCCGCUCAGCAAACUCUUGCUGUCUCCUCUCUCCUCAUUGCUGCUGCAGCCUCAUCAUCAGCUUCCUUAGCCUCUCAUCUCCUUCUCCAUCUGACUGCUCCACCAGGAAGAGCCAGGAUGGGCUGUCGCCUCAGCCGGACCAAGGCUAAGACGCAUGAAUCUUCCCGUCAUCGGCGCAGAGAAGAGCUUCACUUUGUGGACGAGUAUGGUCAGCCCAUCACAGUGGCAGUGGAAAGUAAAAGUGGGCGUGGUCACAGGAGGCGGCGGUCCCACUGUGCCAUCGAGUGUAGCCUCCCACCAGAGAGGCACUGGGAGGCCCUGAGAGCGAUGGGUCUAAUGGAGGGGGAGGAAGGACAGGGAGACGUCUACGGUGCAGGGAGCUACUAUGGACACAUGACUGUGUCCCCUGAGCCAUACCCUGCCAACAGCCACAUGAUGUUGUCAUCUGAUGUCUAUCCAACCAAUUACCUCCCCACAGCAUCAAAUGAUCAGCAUCCAGGUAACAACUACCUGCCUAGCGUCUCCUACAGCUUGGACCAUCUGGACAGACUGGACUACCAGGGUCCAGAGAUGUUGCCUCACCAGCCCAGCUCAGAAAGCUGUCUGAUUGGCUGCUACAGCUCAGAAGAAGGGACGAGUUUCCCCAGACAGUCAGACUAUCAUCCUACCUGGAGGCCUGACCGUCCACUCAGUUACCUCCCCCUCAGUGAGCUGGACAGCGGCUUAGGGUGCGGGCCAGACAGUCCGCACCACAGGGUGGCACUCUCUGAAGCUGAGACGGAUGCCAUGUCAUCACUUCCGGGUCACACCCCUUCCUCCCAAGGUUCCUCCUCCUCCUCGGAGUCCCUGAUCUCGUCUGAACCCAGCGACUCCGGCUUCCACAGCGUCAGCACCGGGGAGCACAGACGGCUGCACAAGCUUCCCAGCACCCACACUCACCGACCAACUCCGCACCUCCGAUCAGGCCACUCCCCUCGAGAGCAGAGGGCACGUUGGGAUUUGGAGUCCAUCCCUGAGACGACGCCAGUGACCCACUCUGGACCACCACAGGCGUCCCGGUGCUCUGUGGGAAACAGCACUACUACAAUGGUUCACUUUCACAGAGCUGAGAGAAGCCCCACUUUACCGCGUCACCAUUCACCCCCAUCACCCUCCAUGGGUAGCCGCACUGAGCCCUGCCAGCGGAGAGCGUUGUGGUUGGAGCAGCAACAGCAGGGUCGAGGUGGAAGGAUUGAGGUCCCAGUGAGGAGUCGGACAAUAACAGAUCUGAGUGAAGGCCAGCAGCGCCGCAGGGCAAGUCAUCCCAACAUGACGGACCCAAACGUUCUAAGAAACACUCACCAGAGCAGCCAUCAAAGUCCAAGCAGGAACAUGAUGGGGCCGAGGAGCAGGGCCAGUUAUCCCAGUCACUGUCAUCCCACCGGUCAUGUCGGCCUAGACAGAGUCAGCCUGAUCAAUCAUCCAAGUUCAAACCGAAGCAGAGAGGAGGACUCCCUCUCCAAAAGCCCUGGAUCUGCCUCCAGUGGGGUCUCGGACUGGCGGGGCUUUCAGACACUCGGCAGUUACGUGGAAAAACCCAAAAGUUCCUGUGGCCCUUUUUACAGCACACUGGGAGCUCCACAACGUAGUCCUCGAUCUCCAACAUCUCCCCGCUCCAGGCUAUCCAAUCAGAAGUCAGUAAGGAACCAGCUGCUCCGAGCUCGUGCUUACCGAUUGGCCAGGGAGCGCAGUGAGGUCACAACAGAUGAAGAGAUGCGAGGAGACGGUCUGAAAGGAGGUGAGGAUGAAUGGGAGGAUGGUCGGUGGGCAGGGAGAUACUGGAGUCGAACAGAAAGAAGACGUCACAUGGCGCUGUCACGGCAACACAGAGAGAGGAGAGGUGGAGCGGAGGAGCAUUUGGGUGGGUGCCAGGGGGCGGCGUCAUCUCAGAUGGUGCUAGAGCUGAGCCACCUGAAGCAGAACCGGCUGAGGAACAGCAAGCUGCUGGAUGAUUGGACCACGGUAGAGGAGCUAUUGACACACGGGACUCGGGUAGAGAGCGACAGUCAGCUGUGUCCCAGUCCGCUGCUGUCAGUUACCACAGUUUGAAGUAAGAACAAGCACUACUAGUUAUCAUCGAGGUCCACAUUUGUUACGGGUUCAACAAAUGUUCUACAGAACAAAAAAAUAGUCAAGGCUGUUUCUAUGUGCUCAGAGUAUGACCUGAUAUAAAGAUUAGUUUACUUGAAUGUCUAAAAGACUAAUCUAGAAAAAGUUGACUAGUAGUUUAUAUGAUUUCCAUCUAGUCUCCAAAAUCCCCUCUUAACUCAAAACAUCAUUCACAAAUUUCUAAAUUUGUAUUAACAUGGAAUUUGUCCAAAGUUAUGUUUGCCAGUAGCUCUUCAAACAGAUCUUUGGAGGCCCAUAAAAAAACUAGAAAAGCACUUGGAGAGCGCAGAUCUCCAGCAAGCCGCAAACUUUGCCCCAAAUUGUGACUUUCACCUAAAGCUAACACUGACAAAUGAUCUGGAUCAUGACUAAAUUCCUGUCCGAGUCUGAGUGAUGUCAUAAUGGCCGGCAUGCUGUUUCCACUGUGGACCAGAACCUUAACUGGAUUUUCAGACCAGACCCUAAAUAGUUAAAAUGGAUUAGUUUAGAAAACGUGUCAGUAGCUCUAUAGAGAUGAUCUCCAGAGAACAGACCAACCUGCAGCGGUGUGUCAAAGGUCUACUGAGAGUCUGUACCCAGCAGACUGCCUGUGACUGUCUUCACACGACGGUUGUUUCCUGGUGGAAAAGUGACUCCGCCUCCCCUUCAGCUCCAUGGAGUAUCAGAGUUGACUCUCCAACAUCUCCCACUCACCAGGACUGCUGUUACUGCACCUUGGAACACUUUCCUGAUCAAUAUCUUCUGGGAGGCUGAUUCACCAUAAAGUUUGAAAUCAUGUUUUUCUUUCUUCACUGUGGAACAGAGCUGGUUUGCAAUACAAGAGAUUUCCCAUUUCCGCAGCACUGUGCUUAACGCAGAGUUCCAGUGUUAGAAGGUUACCACCUGUCUGAUGUGUACCAGGUCUGUGGAAUAUAACGCAUCAUCAUCGCUAUUUGAACAGGUGGGCAGCUUAUAUGGUGUUGAGCUCAAGCAUGUCUUCUUCCUGUUUAUUCAUAGAGCGCCAGUUCACAACACAUCAUCUCAAGGCACUUUACAGCUCACCCUGGAGGUCAACAUAACUCUACAUUUCACAUGUUAAGGGAUAAAGUUCUGUAGUACUAACUAAUCACAGCUGAUUAUACUUUUCAAACUCACUACUAUCUCUGGUCUAUGAAAAAAUACCAAAGACAAGACAGAUCUGCAACAUCCUGUCAUUUCCACGAUUUCUUCAAAAACAGAAACAGAUCAGAGUUUUGAUUUAUGACACAUUUUUGGUCACUGGUUGGAACUGGUUUGACUGGGAGGGUGUUGAAUGAUGUGGCUGACCAUAAGAGGCCGUGAUGCUGUCCCAGGGUGUCUCUGAGGUCCAUCAGGCUUCCAAACCACAAUGCCAGGAAGGACACCACUCGGUCACUUUCCUCCAUCUAGCAUGGUGGUCUGUGGUGAGGCAGAACAUCUAGACCUUCUCCGUUAUCAGCCCAUAGCAGUUGGUGCUCUGGCCUGUGAAGCUGCAAUGUAUGCUGCUCUGUGAAGAUCUCAGAACCGGUCUCCAGAAGUCACAGGGUCCUGCCGGGCUUGGAACAGGGCAAUAAUCCGACUGUGGCAAGGCAACCCAUCGUCCAGGCUGGUGUCCAACUUAGGACCACUGGACCUCUGGACUGUGAAUAUUGUGGGGGAGUACUAUAGCCCAAUCUGGGCCCUGAGCAAUCAAUCUGCUUCAGCUGCAGGCUAUUAUUUAUCAUGUCCAAGGUAUCCAUUGGGUCUGCUGAGCCUCAGGACUGUUGGAUGCUGCAGUUACUGCCUGUCUCCAACACCAGUCCGCAUGCAGACCAAGUUACAUGAACUCAGAUUCAGUUCUGGUGUUUAACUUUGCGGGUUGGACAGCACGUUAAAUCAAUCUCACCAACCUGUUUAGAAUGACCAAGCAACAACGCCUUAGCUUGAGGGAGAAUACAGCAGGCCACAAGAGUUCCCAGAACCUUAAGGGAAACAGAACCACACAUGGUGGGAACCCUGGUUCUGUUCGGUUCACUUCUCAACAUUUAUGAAACCUCUCUGUCGGCGUCUGGAGUGUCGACAGCGCAGUCAGCAACCUCUAAACCAGAUGUCAGCAGCAGAUCCAGCCAACUGCUUCUUAUCCUUUCAAUGACAAACUGAGCCUCUUAGCCGGCGGCGGCUUUAGGUCUGAGCGUGGAUCAGAACCCAGCCUGUUCUGAAAGUGAUGACUGAUGUUUGUUUCUUCUGCAGGUGCCUCCAAUUGGAGGAGAAACACAUGAUCCAUGUCAGGUUUAAAUGUUAUGAUGUAACGUGUUAUAAAAUGAAACUGUUCAAUGCAAUUUUGUUAAAUUUCAGCAAAUGUUUAUUUAUUUUGAUAUUUUAAAAUUCUAGGUUGAUAAAAUCUGUGGUUAGAGCAAAAAAGUUGAAUAAGAAUAAACGUCAGUGUUUGUUUUUCUAGUCUGUGUGAGAGAGAAUGAAAGAUACAAACUAUCUGUAGUGUUUAGCCAAAGAUAUUGCAUACUUUAUGUUUGUGGACAAUCUAGAAGAAAUAUCCAUAUAUGAUGAAAUACUAUAUUUUAUAAUCAUAUUUAUAUUUUCUGCUUUAUUUUGCCUUCUGACCUUCAUCAGCACCCUGCUGGUCUGAACAUAGAGGUUAGCCUAAAUAACAUUAGCAUCACUGCCAAUGAGCAAACAUUUCUACAGCGCAUCAUAGCUCCUUAGGGAUUGAAUGACAGCAUAAGAGUUUCUCCCACAGACUAGGCUCUCCCAUCCCCAUCACUGGGGUUCAGAAUGGACAGAUCCAGGUGGCAAUAGGCAUAGGUGAGCUUUGACAAUGGAGCUGGCCUUGUGGAGGCAAAGGAUGUGUUUGGAUGUCAUUAUAGAUCAGGGUUCCUCAAGUCCUGGACCUGAGGCCCGGUGUCCUGCACCUUUUAGAGGUUUCUCUGCUUCAACACACCAAAACCAAAUAAUCAGGUCAUUAGCAAAACUCUGGAGAACUGGACUGCAUGGUCAAGAGGUCGCUGAUCCAUUUGACUGAGGUGUGGCUGCAGAGUCCCAUCAAAAAGUGCAGCACACCAGACCUGAAGGACUAGAGUUUAGGAAUAGAGAGAUUCAAGCAUAAGACCUGCAGCAGAGAUCUCACCUUAUCAGACCAAAUUUCACUGAGGAACAGAGAUUUGCCUGAGCUCCUCUGAUGGACCUGGUCUCUGCGACCCCAGAACAAAAAACAGAUGUAUGCGACACGGCACCCUGCGACUGUCCUGGUGUCUUACAUCAGCGGCACAGCUGUGCUUUGGUCUCACACACCAUUUUGGAUUACUGUCACAACUGCAGGCCUAAAUAAGUCAACCAUUAAGGAGCGUUAAGCAAUCCCUUAGCAGCUCACAGGCAUAGGAGCGGCGUGUCGGUAAAACCUCCAAUAGGGCAAAGACAGGGGGUCCAACUGCCUUCCUACCGACUAAUCAACAGGAAACUGUCCAGAGAAAAUACUUGACUGUGCAGCAAAGAGUAAAGCUGCUCUUCCUUGGUGACCUCACAGAUCUAGCCCCGCCCCAAAUUCAGGCUAGGUCAAUAAAUAUCUCAACACUGGGACCUAAACAAAGGGCCGGGUCCACCUGUUCUCUAUUCAUUCAGGCCUGCCUGUCUACAACAUCUACUCAACAAUUGGCAGUAAGAAAAAUAUAGAAAACGAGCUGGAGUGUCAUCAGAUACUUAAACUUUAUAAAAAAGAAAAAACUAAAAUUCAACCUCAGAAUCCAGCAUGGCUGCCAGCAACGUAAAGCAACGUAUUUCUCUGGACUCUGUCAACAGCAGAGAUGAUGAAUGUUUGGUCACAUGUUGUCCCACUGAUUGACUUAGUGUGCAAAGAAAAAGAAGAGAAAAGCAGCUUAGCAUGCUAAUUAGCAAAGCCAACAAGCCAGACGGUUAUGCUAGGUUUGAUGCAGGCUAGGCUAGGCUAGCUCUAUCUUAUGCCACAUAAGGGGAAUUAUUUUUAAUAUAUGAUAUAAAUGUGAUUGGUAUAAUUUCAGAUAGUGCCAACUUUACCAAUAUGUGUUAAGAACAUGGCAGAUUUUUUUGAUUAGCUUAGCCUAGCAUGAAGAUAUACUGGGGUAAACCAGAUUAUUCCCCAGGGGGCCGUUAACCAGUGGCUGCGUAAACGUUAGCUUCAGGCAGAGGGUUAGGGUCAGAUUCUGGUUCAAGCAGACAUAAAUCAGCCGUAGGAAGAAUCAUCGCUUGGUUGAAUGUUUUGAUUAGAUGUGUGACAAUGAAAACAUCCAUCAUUUGAAGUGAAAGCAGCUGUAGGUCUGUUAAUGUGAGGAGCAGCAGCCAGAGCUCUGCUGGUUUCCACCUGCAUGUCAUCAGCGGCGUGCAGCUUCCUGUUUUCGUUUUUUUCUGUUUACAGCAGUUACUGUGAAGCUGAACCAUUAAUACUUCAACCUUUGAAAGAUGUUUGGAGAAGUUUGAUGGACGUAACAGUCAGACAUGGGCAAUGUGGAGUCACCAAGUCAUCUCCAUGUCAUGUAUUUAAUCUACCCAGCCAAUUAACCAGGUGAGUCCAGUCUGCACAGGUUAAUUCACGGUGAAGAUUGGACUCACCUGCUUCAGCGUCUGGGUAGAACAAAGACAUGACAUGGAGAUGACUUGUUGACUCCUCAUUGCCCAUGUCUGCAAACAGCACAGCUCUCUUGUACAGGAACCUCAAUAAACUGUUUACUGUUGACUGAGUCUGGAUUCUGUGGAAAAGCCUCAAACUUUCAGCCUCUAAACGAACCUGCAGCGUCUGAGGAACCGCAGAACGGUCAGCCUGACGCACCUGAAGGGGCAACGCAGGACGCCAUGACACCAUUCUCACCUUGGAGGAGCAGAGGGAGGA